This is a messenger RNA of Acanthopagrus latus (yellowfin seabream), 4166 nucleotides long. Its product is annotated as 5-hydroxytryptamine receptor 1A-alpha. The record is from RefSeq and is a predicted model, not a curated record. Gene Ontology annotation, biological process: G protein-coupled receptor signaling pathway. Gene Ontology annotation, cellular component: membrane. Lineage: Eukaryota; Metazoa; Chordata; Actinopteri; Spariformes; Sparidae. The coding region runs from base 101 to 1714 and encodes 537 amino acids. Gene Ontology annotation, molecular function: G protein-coupled receptor activity. The transcript has 3 exons.
AGGGAGCAGAUGGAGCGCGUUUAAUCACGCUCGUUUUCUUUUUUUUUUCCUCCCUCCGUGUCCCAUCAUGUGAGCAUCGCGCUUUGUCUGAGGUGGGGAGAUGGAUGACCAGGGCGGCUCCUGGUCGUCUCUGCAGGCGCCGGCGGCGGUCAACGCGAGCUGGACGCAGGGCGCAGGGCCGAGGCUGUCUCGGCGGACUCAGCUGGUCCUGGAGACCCUCAUGGUGCUGAUGUGUCUGGGCGCAGUGACAGGUAAUAUCCUCGUCAUUGUCAUCGUGGCUGCCACCAAGACUUUCCACUCGGUGACGUCGGUGCUGAUCAUGAACCUGGCCAUCAGCGACCUCCUGGUGGGUGUCGGCGUGAUGCCUUUUGUCGCUCUCUCCGUCAUGAACCGUGGAUGGGUGGACUUCACCGACCUCUGCUUGUACGUGGGCUACACCUCCUCCGUGUACUGCACAGCCUCUGUCCUGACAUUAGCUGCGAUCGCCCUCGACCGCUACCACUCCAUCAUGGACUGCCUGCGCUACAGCUCCCGCUGCACCCUGUGGAGGACCUGCGCCGUGGUCCUGUGGAUCUGGCUGCAGGCUCUGGUCACCAGUUGCCCUCCCCUCCUGGGCUGGAGCUCCGUCAGCUACGUGUCUCCCAUGUACAGCUGUGCGGUGAACUGGGCCAGCAGUCCCAGCUACACCGCCUUCAUGGCUGCUCUCUCCUACGCCAUCCCGGCAGUGGUCAUCCUCUUCUGCUACGUGAACAUUGUGAAGGUGGCCCGCAGCCACGCCAGGAGGAUCCACACCUUGGAGGACUCUGUCCAGCGCAGCAGGAGUUCAGACUCGUCCCUGGCUCAGAGCGAUUCCUCUCAUCAGAACUGUGGGAGCCCGCAGGGCCCGUCGAGGCUCAUCUACCAUGUAAGUGGACGGUUUGUGUCCGAGGUCAGCGGAGAGGAGGGGGGUUACAUCAGCCCCGCUCUCCCUGACCCGACCACAGAGCAGAAUAGUUCUUCAUCCAGGCGCUUGCUGUCCUUCCUGGCCCAGAGCGCCUCCCAGCCUCCCCUGCAGAACUCCCAGCAGCACAAUCACGGAGUGGUGCGUCUCUUCCUGGUCAUCGCAGCCUUUUUCCUCUGCUGGACCCCUUACAUAGGCGUGGCGCUGCUUCAGGCCACAGAGACCGCAAUCUCAGGCCAGUCCAACCUCGUCCCGUCCUCUGCGGUCACCUUCUCGUACUGGCUGGUGCUGCUGAACUCUGACAUCAACCCGCUGCUGUACGCGCUGCUCAGCAAGCGUUUCCAGGGCGCCCUGCAGGGCCUGAGGCAGAAAAUAAGAGCGCGCCUGGGGAGCGUGGUGGGCAGGGGGGAGGAGGCGAGGGCCGAGGGGGAGGACGGCAGGACCAGCGACCCCUGCACCCUGACCACCACCCAUCCGAGUCCACCCUCCAGCUCUGAGACUUUACCCUGCGAUGACAACAGGUAUGCACCCUCCAUUUUCACCGUGAGCACCGACUUCCAACGCAACUCAGAGGAGCACCUGUGCAAAGUGUGUCGCCGCGAGAGUAACUCGGUGUGGCCAGAUGCUGGUGGCGACAGGAGGGUGGACUGCCUGCACGUCCCCUCUCGGGCACCAGAGGGCAGCAGACUACCUUUCUCCGCCCUCACCAAGGAGCGCCAGGCCACGUUCUUCUACGGCCAGAUAACAGUGACAGUGGAGCACGACGUUUGUUAGUCUGAUUUCUGCGGGGAAAAACUCUCACCCGUGGCCAGUCAGACUUAGACUUCAGCCAACAAUAAUCUUCAUGAUCAGUUUGUAUCUUAAUUGCUUACUUGAGUGAUUGGUGAAUGACUCAUUUGGUCCAUAAAAUGUCAGAAAAUAGUUAAAAAACACACACACACACACACACACACACACACACACACACGCACAAAAAAAAACAACAAACAAAAAAAACAUUAUGCAUUGCUUUGGUUUGUCCAACAGUCGAAAACUCAGAAAUACAUUGGUGGUAGAGAAGAAGUACUUUACUUCAAUUCAAAUAUGAGGUACCUUACUGGAGGUUUUAUUCAUUUUAUCAUUCUUCAUUUAAUUGUUCUCCUCUGCUACAUCUAGAGGAAACUGUAGCACUUUUGACUCAACUACAUUUGUCUAACAGCCUUAGUUGCUAGUUUCUUUGCAGAUUACAAUACUCAUACCCUUCCUAUCCGGUACAAAAACACCUAUCUCCCAAACUUCAUCAUUAAAGGAGUUGAGGAAUUUCUCCUGCUUCUUAUGCUAAACAAACUGUUUUCAAAUCCUCGUGGAUUAGCUGGAAAAUGCAGUGUCACCAAGCUGAAAUCAGGCGGUUUAGCUCACAAAAAAGUUUAAUUUUUAGAGAUACGCUGUUCUCAGGAAGGCGAUGCUUCAGCCAUAUGAAAAUAUACAGCAGUAACACUGACAAGGAUCAUCAUUUUGAAUAGUAAGUACUUUGAUACAUUUAAGUAUAUUUUGCUGAUAAAACUUGCUUUUCCUUAAGUGAGCUUUUGAAUGACUUUUACUUGUAGUGCAGUGUGUUGUGGUAUUGUCAUUUUACUGAAGUAAAGGAUCUGAAUAUGUCUUCCAUCACUGUAUAAAGCUUUACUUUGGCAUCAUAGAAGACUAGCAACUAUUCAGAUUUGCGAUGAUUGAGAGAAAAACCUUUGCACAGCAGUGGAUCGGCCGACAAAAUCACUAGAGAUAAUCUUUGUACCAGAACGUUUUCAAAAUUCUUGAUUGUAAGUGAGAGGGACAGUGUGCAGGAGUUGUCAUGCUUGGCAUUUUUGCUAAUAGAAAUAGCUUAAAUUGUUAACGGAUUAUAAAAAUAAUCAAUGAUGAAUUUUCUGUUGAUUGAUUAAUUUAUCAAUCAUUUCAGCUUAACAAAUAGCAUGGCAUAUACAAAUGUGUUGUGUUGUCAGUCUAAAAUGUUCAGUUUACUCUCAUGUAAGACAAAGAAAAGCUGUAGAUUGUCAUAUCUAAGAUGCUGAAACCAGCAUUCUUCUUCAAAUCUGACUAAGAAGACUCAAAGAUGAUCCAAACAGCAAAUUAAUUACAUAUCGAUUGAUCACUCGAAAUAAUGCUGUCUGUUACCAUUCCAUAAGUAAAGCGAAGCAACAAAGGACAAAACAAACCUGGACAAAAGAACUGUAUUGAAAAGAAAUCUUUUAUAUAGUACAUGUGAUUACACUCAAAGACACCCAACAGUAGAUCUAACAAAGCCAUUGUUUAUUCACGCUCUAAAUAUGUUUCCGCCUCAGUUGUGAUAAUCAUAUGUUGCAUCUCAGUGUAAAAAUCAUCAUUCCUUACAAAGGUUUACAUUUAUGUCUAGCAAUAAUUCCAGAGGAAUACAAUAUUAUUAUUUAUUGUCAUAGAGAAUGACAAUGGGAAACAGUGCUAUUGUACUCUAUUGCAAAACAAAGAAAAGGCAGUGAAGUGGACUUUGUCAGCUGUAUCUGCUCGUACAGUAUGUGCAUGCUCGUCCUGCAGAAGUCACUCACUGUCCCCUCGAGGUUAGUAAGCAACAAAAUGCAAAAAUAUUAAAAAAAACAAAAGUCCUGUACGGUGUGUCAAGAGCUUGUUCCGAAAAAAUGCAACUCGGUCAGAUGAGUACAAGAACGGAUAGUAUUAAAGAGUCUCUCUGCAGCAGUCUGUGGUGGCGCUGUAAAAAACAGAUAGCGAGCGUGUGUGGUCGAGUGAUGUUCAUACAUUCGCAGCAAGGCAGAGUUUCCACCAGUCGCUUCACCAAGGCGUGCGCCUCUUUUUGCUCUCGGGUUCGUCUCGGCUGUUAACUUGCCUCAGAAAUGUGAUUCAUGAAAAACAGACAUAGAAAGACUUGUGUUUUUUUUUUUUUCUUUUUUUUUGGACAAAUGUGGCAGAGGUGGAAAAAAAAAAAAGUGAGCCAUUCUUAUGUGUCGACACACCGCUCCCCAAGCCACAGUGAGACAGGUUUUCCAUCCACUGUCCGUUAUUUUCUCCGGGAAAAAAAUGAUUAGUUUAGAUUAGUGUGCAUACGAGUCUAGAACGUUAAAUGUGAGAAGAAUUCAAAGGGAGGCUCAGCAAUAGCUAUGGGUAAUGUUCAACGAUAUUAAAGGGGUAGUUCAAAGUUUUUCACAAAGCCUGUCUGUCAUAUUAUAAGCUGUUCGUUCUUUUAGCCUGAAGCGGUCAUUGU